Arvicanthis niloticus (Nile rat) is the source of this 336-nucleotide messenger RNA. RefSeq names its product secretoglobin family 2B member 20-like. Lineage: Eukaryota; Metazoa; Chordata; Mammalia; Rodentia; Muridae. The record is from RefSeq and is a predicted model, not a curated record.
AUGAAGGGGACACUUCUGCUGGCCUUGCUGGUGAUUGGAGAGCUGGGCUUCCAGACAACGGAAGCAUGCAUUCCUUUCUUCACAAGCUAUGCUGCAGUGCUCUCUCCAAGCAGGGCAGUAUUACACUACCGGCUUUCAAGCUUUGAUGCUAGUGUCGGGGAAAGGAUAGCCUUGGAAAAACUCCAGGACUGCUACGACGAGGGAAGACUUGAAAACAUAGCGCUGAAUCCCCAAACUUUGGAACCCAUUCUCUUCAGUAAGCAAUGUUUGAGCUACUAUACUAAAGAUACCAUAGCAAAAGCAAAGGGCAUAUUGGCCAAUGUAUUACCGUUUUAG